GCCGCGCGAAGGCGGGAGCUCCGGCGCGGUGCCGGGCCGCCCUGCGCUCCGCGAUGUGGGGCGGGGGCUACAACGUCUCGCGCGAGGUCCUCCUGGCGAUCCGGCAGGGGAACCAGGAGAAGGUGGAGCACCUCGUGGUAGGCCUGAUCUCGGCGCUGCGCUCCCGGGCCACCCCCGGGCAGCCCCCCGACGGCGGCGGCGUGGAGCCCGCGGGGCUUGGCCUCGGUGCCUCCACGUGGGACUUCGCCUGCGCCGUGCAGCGGCUGUCGCGCAUGAGCCUCGGCGAGCAGCACCACCCCUUCUGGGAGGAGGUGACGAGCCUGUUCUCAGAGCACGUGCAGUCGCUGGACCACCGGGAGCUCGCAGUCGUCUGCAACGCGUUCGCGACUGGCGCUCCGGACAGGCUGGCUGGCGGGCUGGGCGACGCGCUCCUCUAG
Molecule: messenger RNA, 437 nt
Organism: Prorocentrum cordatum
Lineage: Eukaryota; Dinophyceae; Prorocentrales; Prorocentraceae
Source: the annotation of a GenBank genome assembly